UAUUCGGCCACUUUUAAUUCUUCAAGAAGCAAUCCUUGUCUUAUUCUUCAUCCCUACUCUCCCGAUAACCAUGAAGAGUUUGUUACUCCCUAAUUUCUAGUUUCAUUGGGAUCUCUCUCGCAUCGACGAGUUUCAGUCGCUAGACCGAGCAAAACCUGCAAAACGUCUCUCUCUAGUUCUUUUUUGCUAGGUAUUUGCAGACGCAUCAUCAAAAGAUUUUAUCAACUGGGGUGUGAUCGAUCGUUUCAUUGUGGUGUCAUGAAUUUUCAGCAAGAUAGUCCUGUAGAGGUUUUAGAUCGAAGAGAUUCACCUUCUGGUUCUUGGCAUUGUGCCACAAUUGUAUCGGGCAAUGAAACUUAUUACUAUGUAAAGUUUGUGAACGAUAAUGGUGGGACAACGGUACAAAAAGUCCCCAAAGGGGCAGUUAGGCCUUGUCCUCCCCCUAUGGAUAGUGGUGAAAACUGGAUGCCUGGUGAUCUUGUAGAAGUUUAUGAUUUUAAUUAUUGGAAAGGUGGGGUAGUUAUGGAGCCUUUGUUCGGCACCAAUUAUGUUAUUGUUAGGAUUUUUGGGACUUCUGAACAGAUACAGGUUCACUAUUGCAAUAUCAGGGUACGACAAGCUUGGCAGGACAAUGAAUGGCAUCGAAUUGGAAAGGAUGCUGGCAAUUGGGAAGCGGGUCAGGAUGUUGAUUGUUCAAUGGCGAAAGCUUGGAAGUUAAAGUGUCCCCGACCUCAGUUGCCUGAUUCAAGUGGUAAAAUUAGCAUUGGAUAUUGCAGAUCCGGGGUUAAAGAUACUUCUAAGGCCUCUCCAGCAUCAAAAUCCAAGAAAAGAAAAGCAGAGUCUUCCACUCUUUCAAUGGUGUCCGGUCCCUGCAGAAGAUUAAUUAAAGAAGUGGGUACAUUUCGGGGUCCAGUUUCAGGAGGUUCUUCUCCGUUUCUCGAAAAGGUAGAUGCUGUUGCUUACCCACAAAAUAUGUUGGGUGAAAAAUGCAUGCAUGCUUCCUUUAGAGAGAGAAAAUUUGGAUACAAUGAGGCAGAUGUAGGUGGGGAGAUGCGAAAUUCCUGUAUUGGAUAUCCUUUUGCAAGGUGCAUAGAAUCUAGCGAAGCUUAUAGAGAGGACUUCUUAGUUGCUAGUUGUAGUAAUGAUAGCUGUGAUUAUCAAAACAGUCCCUAUCCUUAUCAUUCUAGGACAUCCCCUAGUCAAGAUAUGGGUAGCCCUUUUGGUCUUGAUGUAUCUUUGGAACAUGGAAGAGAAUGCACUUUUGGUGCAAAGGAGGAAUUGACAAAUGUAAUUCACGAAUUAGAGCUACGUGCCUACCGGUCAAUAAUGGAGGCAUUGUAUGCAUCUGGACCCUUAACUUGGGAGCAUGAAGCUCUAAUGACAACUCUGCGGCUUAAUCUCCACAUUUCAAUUGAUGAACACUUAGCAGAGUUAAGGCAUUUAGCUUCUUCUCAUUGAAACUAUUACUGAAGUUUCCUGUCCAAUUGUUGGGAAACAUUACCCCUAAUUUUACGCCUCGUUUUAGGUUUUUGGAAUCUUUGUUAUGAGAAUAAUCUACUUGUAUAUUCAUUGUAAGAAGCGGAAUGAAUUGAUAGAAACAUUUAUUCUUCAUGUUUGGAAUCUCUGUGAUUUGGCUUUUGCCAACAAUGUUCUAUGGAGUAGAGAAAAUUGUACUGUAAACACUUGCGAGGCAAUGCAAUUUAGCUUUAAGG
Molecule: messenger RNA, 1712 nt
Organism: Amborella trichopoda
Lineage: Eukaryota; Viridiplantae; Streptophyta; Magnoliopsida; Amborellales; Amborellaceae
Source: RefSeq, a predicted model, not a curated record